AUGUUUCUUGGAUUUGGUAUUGUUUCUGCAAUUGUCUCCGGCUCAGCCAUGCUUGGUGAAUUAGCAUAUUCGAAAGAAAGGCCGGUUAUGACUUCUCUCUUCAAUGCAUCUUGGUUUGUAGGAUCUUUAGUUGCCUCCGGUAUUACUGUUCGCACUGCAAGCAUCAAUACAGAUUGGGGAUGGAGAAUACCAUCUCUUCUUCAAGCCUGUCCCUCACUUACUCAGAUCAUCUUCGUCUUCUUCCUACCGGAAAGUCCUCGGUACCUUGUUAGCAAAGAUAGACGUGACGAAGCAUUCGAUAUCUUGGUCAAGUAUCAUGCAGAAGGAAAUCGUGAUUCGGUAUUUGUUCGUGCUGAAAUGACUCAGAUUGAAACAACAAUCAAACUAGAAUUAGAAGCUUCUAAACGAUCUUGGAUGUCCAUGUUGAGUACUCCUGGAAUGAGACGCCGCGUAUUUCUCGCUUCUGCCAUGGGAGUCUUCACACAAUGGUCCGGCAAUACCUUGAUUUCAUUCUACCUUUCCAAGAUCCUUGCCAUGAUAGGUUACACGGAUACCAACACUAAAACCGUGAUUAAUCUCGGUUCGACAGCUUGGUCUUUCCUCACAGGAACUUUAACCGCCCUCAUAGUACCACGGUACAAACGACGCACUAUGUUUUUACUCUGUGCCUGUAGCAUGUUCUUCGUGUAUAUAGCAUGGACGAUUAGUAUGCAACGAGCCAUGCUAGCAUAUGAUACCGAUCGGCUCAACAAAGCUGCUGCUAUCACCACACUGUAUUUCAUAUUUCUCUACUCACCUUGUUAUAACAUUGGGAACAAUGCACUUGCAUAUACCUACCUAGUAGAACUCUUCCCCUACGCAGACCGUUCUCGUGGCGUCUCCAUCGAACAAUUUUUCGUCCGAGCCGCUAAUUUCUCCACCAUCUAUGUAAAUCCCAUCGGUAUGGCCAAGAUCGGUUGGAAAUAUCUUAUUAUGUAUUGUGUGACCAUUUGCAUUGAGAUAAUUGUGGUUUACUUCUUUUAUCCUGAGACUCAGGGACGCACAUUGAAAGAACUUGCUUUUCUAUUUGAAGACAAUGCAUUCGCAGAGAAAGCUGCUGUGGCUGUGGAGAAAACUAUACAUUUUGAUCACCGUGAUGAGGCAAGGACUGCGUAA
This is a messenger RNA of Botrytis byssoidea, 1155 nucleotides long. RefSeq lists its product as uncharacterized. Gene Ontology annotation, biological process: transmembrane transport; carbohydrate transport. Gene Ontology annotation, molecular function: carbohydrate:proton symporter activity. Gene Ontology annotation, cellular component: membrane. The record is from RefSeq and is a predicted model, not a curated record. The coding region runs from base 1 to 1155 and encodes 384 amino acids. Lineage: Eukaryota; Fungi; Ascomycota; Leotiomycetes; Helotiales; Sclerotiniaceae. The transcript has 5 exons.